This is a messenger RNA of Mangifera indica (mango), 951 nucleotides long. Its product is annotated as heavy metal-associated isoprenylated plant protein 23-like. NCBI's taxonomy places the organism in Eukaryota, Viridiplantae, Streptophyta, Magnoliopsida, Sapindales, Anacardiaceae. The transcript has 2 exons. The record is from RefSeq and is a predicted model, not a curated record. Bases 295 to 762 code for a protein of 155 amino acids. Gene Ontology annotation, molecular function: metal ion binding.
AGAGUUUGGCAAACAGUAUUAUGAGAGCCUUCAAAGCUUAAACCUUUUACUUUCUUUCUUUCUUUCUUUUGUUUCAAGGCAAUCUAUCGAAGUAAAGAAUCCAUUUCAAGUUCCUUGCAGCUUCUGAAUUCUAGCACACUGCUCAAUUUUUAUUCCUUCAUUUUCUCCACUAUAAAUUCUGCAUCUUUCUGGUGUUUAUCUGUGAAAACUUCUCUGGGUUGUUGUUCGUUUUUGUGUUAAGACUCUGAGACUGGAGAAAUAAUAAUUGCCCUAAAGCUUCAGAAAAUUGAAAAAAUGGGAGUUGGAGGGACCUUGGAGUAUUUGUCUGAUUUAAUGGGAAGUGGUGGCCAUAAACACAAGAAGAAAAAGAAACAACUGCAGACUGUUGAUCUCAAAGUCAGAAUGGAUUGUGAUGGCUGUGAACUCAAGGUCAAAAAUGCCCUCUCCUCAUUAAGUGGGGUGAAGUCUGUGGAGAUAAACAGGAAGCAACAGAAGGUGAGUGUGACAGGAUAUGUGGAGGCAAACAAGGUGCUGAAGAAGGCAAAAUCAACAGGGAAAAAGGCAGAGAUAUGGCCAUAUGUUCCGUACAAUUUGGUGGCUCAACCAUACAUAGCUCCGGCUUAUGACAAGAAAGCUCCUCCAGGUUAUGUCAGGAAGGUUGAAAAUCCUGCAACAAAUGCCACUGUCACAACUUAUGGCUCUGCAGAUCCUUACAUCACAAUGUUCAGUGAUGACAAUCCUAAUGCUUGCUCCAUCAUGUAGAUUGUAAAAUUCCCUUUCAGGCUUCCAGGAUUUUGAUUUUCAUCUUUAUUUUCUUCAUUUUAGUUGUGUAUUUUUUUCGCUGUAAUAUUAGAGACGGUGAGUGAGAGGAUUAAGUAACUAGUUAAUAAUCAAUGUUUUGUUCUCUUCUGUUCAAUGUAUUUAGAGGAUCAAUUGGCGGUUGUGGUUAAA